CAAACUUGAAAAUAAAAAUGCAAAUCUUUUGCCUCAACACAUUCAUAUAAAUAUUUGGCAUUUUGUCUUCAUGCCUCAUUGCCUCUUCACAUAAACCAUUAAGGAGUUGUGAUCAAAAGAGAGAAUCGAAAUGGCUAGCAGCUGCCUCCGGAACAGAUUUUUGUGUGCGUUCGUGUUUGUUUUCUGCGGAUUUCUUGGCUUAAUCACUUCUCCAGCUGAAGCUGCUAUAAAGAAAUACCAGUUUGAUGUUCAAGUAAAGAAUGUGAGCAGAUUGUGCCAUGCAAAACCGAUUGUUACUGUAAAUGGAAGGUUUCCAGGGCCUACGAUCUAUGUCCGGGAAGGUGAUAGACUUCAAAUCAAUGUUACAAACCAUGCUCAAUACAACAUGUCAAUUCACUGGCAUGGAUUGAAGCAGUACCGAAAUGGUUGGGCAGAUGGACCGGCUUAUGUGACGCAAUGUCCAAUCCAGACCGGAAGUAGCUACACUUAUGGCUUCAAUGUGACAGGGCAAAGAGGAACUUUGUGGUGGCAUGCACAUAUUCUUUGGCUAAGGGCUACUGUCUAUGGAGCAAUUGUGAUCGUGCCUAAACAAGGAACUCCAUUCCCAUUCCCACAGCCGUAUAGGGAAACUGAGAUUAUACUUGGAGAAUGGUGGAAUGUGGACGUGGAAACCUUUGUCAACAAAGCAAACAGCCUGGGAUUGCCACCAAACUCCUCAGAUGCUCACACCAUCAAUGGCAAGCCAGGGCCAUUGUUUCCUUGCUCCGAGAAACAUACUUUUACAAUGGUGGUUGAGCAAGGGAAGACCUAUCUCCUUCGAAUCAUCAACGCCGCUCUCAACGACGAACUUUUCUUCGGCAUUGCUGGACACAACCUGACAGUGGUGGAGGUUGAUGCAGUUUAUACCAAACCCUUCACUACUCAAGCCGUACUAAUUGCACCAGGCCAGACCACAAACGUUUUGGUCAAAGCCAAUCAAGCUUCAGGCAGAUACUUCAUGGCUGCUAGGCCUUUCAUGGAUGCUCCAGUUCCCGUAGACAACAAGAUAGCCACUGGAAUUCUCCAAUACAGAGGAAUUCCGAACACCGUCCUGCCAAGCCUUCCUCAAUUGCCUAACCCUAACGACACGUCCUUCGCUUUAAGAUACAACAAUAAUCUCCGGAGCCUAAACGCUCCAAACUUUCCGGCCAAUGUGCCUCUCAAAGUCGACCGGAAACUCUUCUACACCAUUGGUUUCGGGAAAGAAUCAUGCCCUAGUUGCUUCAACGGAACAAGAUUUGUUGCUUCCUUGAACAACAUCUCUUUCGAGAUGCCGCAGGUGGGGCUUCUGCAAGCACAUUACUUUAAUCUCAAAGGGGUGUUCAAAACCGACUUCCCCGAUAGGCCAUCAACUCCUUUCAACUACACUGGUGCACCACUCACCUCCAGUCUUGGCACAUCAACUGGAACUAGGCUGAGCAAGAUUGCUUUCAAUUCGACAGUUGAGCUGGUUUUACAAGACACGAAUCUCCUAACCGUGGAAUCGCAUCCGUUCCAUCUCCACGGAUACAACUUCUUUGUUGUGGGAACUGGGAUUGGGAAUUUUGAUCCUGCCAAGGACCCUGCUAAGUAUAACUUGGUUGAUCCUGUUGAGAGAAAUACAGUUGGAGUCCCCACAGGUGGUUGGACUGCCAUUCGGUUUAGAGCUGAUAAUCCAGGCGUUUGGUUCAUGCACUGUCAUUUGGAGCUUCAUACUGGCUGGGGACUGAAAACAGCAUUCGUCGUAGAAGAUGGACCAGGAUCGGAUCAAUCUGUUCUGCCUCCGCCUAAGGAUCUUCCGCCUUGCUGAUGAUGCACGGACCGGUUCAUAUCAAUCUGGUGACAUUGGAGUGCCACCUACUUGCGCUUCUUGCAAAAAGUUGCAGAAGGUUUCUUGAGGGUUUACAAACAAUAACCAAUCUACAAAAAUCACUUUGUGUGAGACUGUAAAUGUAACAAAUUAUACCAUACUAUGUAAAUAUUGUGUUCUUUCACUGUAAUUCUUCUAAAUCAUACAGGAAUCAUUUUAUACAACCA
This is a messenger RNA of Malus domestica (apple), 2055 nucleotides long. RefSeq names its product laccase-11-like. Lineage: Eukaryota; Viridiplantae; Streptophyta; Magnoliopsida; Rosales; Rosaceae. Gene Ontology annotation, cellular component: apoplast. The record is from RefSeq and is a predicted model, not a curated record. Gene Ontology annotation, molecular function: hydroquinone:oxygen oxidoreductase activity; copper ion binding. Gene Ontology annotation, biological process: lignin catabolic process.